CGUGUAAAAAACGAUCCACUAUAUCUGCGUGGCAAUAAAAAAGAAAAGUCGUAAACCUGCUUUACUUUAAGCAAAUUAAAAUUAAUUUUUUCCUAAACCACUAAAAUCCCUUGCCGUAAAUUUAUUCCGUAAAGGUAUUCCGUAUUUCAGCAUAACCGGAACAAGUGUUUCUACGUAAUAUAAAGAAAUUUCUCCGAGUUCGUCACUUUCCUUCACAGUGAAACACGCAGGUGACAUCAAAUAAGUAAUAAUUCAGACAUUUUCAAACUAAUUUGUAAAACUCGUGAUUUAUUUGAAAAAAAUUCGAGGCACGUUAAACAGCCCGUUCUUUAGAAAUUAACAUCGACGGAGGUGUAGGCAAUUGAAAGUCGAAGAGCAUUGAGGAGCGAUAGACACGGACACAUAAUUGUAGGCGCGGCGAAGAUGCUUCGACCGUGCCUUUUCCAUUUGUCGAGACAGCCAACGUCGAAGCAUCUUAUACCGUUCGUCCUCGUGGGCAUUCCAAGCGGGAAUUCUCGAAAGCCAGUUGUGCCGUAGAAACACGCGUCGGGGCCUGCCGCUCGCCGGUACUUUCGAGUGCUCGUAAAUCCGCUGUUUUCUCGCUUUGUGUUGUUUUCGAGUGUGCCGAAUUUUCUUGACAAGAGGCCAUCGAAUACCAAAGUGACGUGACUAAGUACUUGACCUCGACGUCCACAACUCUUCCGUCAAAUUCAAAUUGAAUAUUACCUGGCAGGAUGGAUGCUGAGACUGGGGCCAUUUUGGCCCUACAAAUAUUAGCUCUCUGUUCGAUAGCCGCUGCCCUGUUGGCCUACCUAAUGCGGCAAUCGAGGAACGCCACCGACGAGUACGAGACUCGUAACAAACUCCAUGUACUCGUGACCAGCUGCGAUACAUCCGUAGGCCUGCAGAUCGCCAUAGCACUUUACGAAGCUGGUUACAAGGUAUUUGCUGGUCUAUUGGAUCCUUCUGGAAAUUCACCAUCAAUGAAAAUCGUAAGGGCGAUAGAACAACAGAAAGAAAGGGAGGAGGAUGCGACGAACACAGUUCAAGGGAACACACAAGAUCCGGAAAUACGUGCUCGCGGUCGAAUCGUACCCUUGGAGUUGGACUCAACGAGGGAGGACAGUUUACGCGCUUGUUUGGAUGCAGUUAGGGCGAAACUUCCGGCUGGCGAAGAUGGUCUCUGGGCAAUCGUGUACACUGGCGGUUUGGCUCUAUCAGGUGCCAUAGAGAGACAACCGAGUUCCGCGUGGGAAUCGAUGUUACGACAUAACUUAGUGGCGCCACUUAGGACCGCGAGAAUGUUCAUUCCUCUUUUGCGCGUAAAAAGAGGACGCAUCAUUCUCUUGGGCGAUUCCACGACAAGCUACGGUACCAAAAUUGGAACAGGACUGGUAGCGUACAGUGCGUCCAGAAAAGCCGUAGAAGGAGCUGCAGAAGCAUUAAAAAGCGAACUACAAUCCUCCGGGGUUGACGUCGUUCUCCUUAGACCGCCACCCGUGAAUCCUCUUAUUCUUUACAAUUCACCUGUUCUCAAGACCUCCGACGUAGAGUCUGGAAUAAUAUCUUCCGAGGGAACAUGGACGGCGCCUGUAUCUACACACGCCAUUCAAAACUCAUUAAUCCCUGCACUAACGUCACCUUGCCCACGUAUUUCUUACGACAUGGUUGUCAAAACGAGGCUCUUCUGUAGAUAAACCAAUUUUCAAUUAGUGGAUGUUAACGUAUACGCAAACUUUAAUUAGUAUUACGUCAAAUUAAGUAUCAGUCACUAAUACCUUGUAAGACUAAUGUUUGUUAUCUUAACAUCGGUAAAUUUUACACUAGAUUCAUUUUAACCUUUUAAUUUUAAAUCAUCUUGUUAGAUGUAUCGAUGCGCGAGAGGCUUACGUUUUCAAGAAUAUGUACAGUUUUGUAAUUAAUACAAUGUUAACAAAAACCUGUAAUUAA
Bombus pascuorum is the source of this 1950-nucleotide messenger RNA. Its product is annotated as D-beta-hydroxybutyrate dehydrogenase, mitochondrial. Bases 735 to 1697 code for a protein of 320 amino acids. The record is from RefSeq and is a predicted model, not a curated record. Lineage: Eukaryota; Metazoa; Arthropoda; Insecta; Hymenoptera; Apidae. The transcript is spliced from 6 exons.